Molecule: messenger RNA, 1115 nt
Organism: Vitrella brassicaformis
Lineage: Eukaryota; Vitrellaceae
Source: the annotation of a GenBank genome assembly
CUGUCCAUCCAAGGAACGAACGAAUCGACAGCCAAGCAGGCAGAACGUCGUUCGCCAGCUGUCUGUCUAGUGUGUGUCAUGUUUGCUUGGGGAAAUUGCCCGCAUUGGCCUGGAUGAUGCCGACAAUCACGCCAAACAAACCUGCACACAAAACACAUUAAACACACGAGACAGACAGCCACGUUGGCGCCUGUUGGUUGGCUACAAUGACUUCAUUGUCUGUCUGCAGGCAGGCCGGCUGACCGAGUGCGCUCCCAAAGAUUUCGACAAUGAGCAUCUUGACGAACAGCGUGGGGUUCUGCGCGUCGCCAAGAGCACACCCACUGCCGCUCACACCCACUGCUAUCCUGCACACGCACACACACACAUACACACCCCAAUCGGACCAUUCAGCCGUCUGCCUGCCCACCCAUCCUCCCAUCCACCCACUGCCCACCCACCCGCACGAAAGGUUCGAUCCGCCGACAGUGAUGCCGACCCAAAAGAGGCAGUAUCCCGCAGCGAUGGCCUCCGGCGGGUAUAUGCCAGGUGCGGAUUCCGAGAGCCCUUGCAUCUUGUUGACCAUGAUGAUGGCAAUGAUCACCCCAUAGAUGGCCACGGCCUCGCAAAAGAUGACGCUAAUGAGGUUCUUGGACCGGAUGCGGGGCGCCUUGAUGGACGCACCCACCAGAGACGAACCCGUCAGAAAUAUGCCCCUGACAUGACAGUGCAGUCAGUCAAGCAAGACACACACCAGACAGACAGACAGACAGACAGGGGAGCAGUGAGAAUGUGUGUGCAGACGGGCAGUGUGCCACUAUGUAUGCGUCUGUGCGGUGGGUGCGUGUGUGGCUACCACCCACCGCACCGCACAUACCAUGCAGCUCCGAGGACCGAGAGGCCGAGGGAGAGGGCGAUGCCGAUUGCCGCCCACGAGUAGGGGUUGAUGUGGUAGAAGACCUCGCCCCACGAGUGAAACGCCUGCGCUGACAUCCUCCUCGCCGUCUAAAGCGCAAUCUGCUCCCUCUGUGGGCUGGCUGAUCAAUUGGCUGAGGGAGGGAGCAAGGCGAUUGCACAAGCUGAUUCGUAUUCUCGUCCGUCCAACGCUGCACCCGUGGCCUUCUGCGACUCUUCCC